Phaedon cochleariae (mustard beetle) is the source of this 825-nucleotide messenger RNA. NCBI's taxonomy places the organism in Eukaryota, Metazoa, Arthropoda, Insecta, Coleoptera, Chrysomelidae. The record is from the annotation of a GenBank genome assembly.
AUGUCCGAGUACAUCGAAUACAACUGGCGCACCAGCACAACCAUCGAAGAAGCCCUUAGAAACUCGCGCAAACCGAACGACCAAAAUCACAGAACCAACGCCCUCAAAGACUUACAAAAACUUAUCCAGAGCUACGAAGAACCCCUGCCACAAGACGAGAAAACCCUCCAGAAGUUCCUUCACGCGCGAAAGUACGACGUUCCAGAAAGCUUCGAACUGUUCAAGAACUACUUUUCGUACCGCAAGCAGCACCCGGAGGUCUUCAGCAACCUGACCUUGGAAUCCCAGGAUAUAAUCUCCGCUAUAGAAAAUGGACUACCCGGGGUGUUACCUCAGAAAGAUCGCAAAGGUCGAAGCGUUUUGGUCUUCACGGGCGCCAAUUGGGACUGCAGCUACCCCUUGCUCAGCAUAUACCGAGCAUUGUGGCUGAUCCUGGAACGUUACAUCGAACACAUCCACAACCAGACCAACGGUUUCGUGGUCAUAGUGGACUGGACCGAGUUCACCUUCAGGCAAACCUCCAACCUCAAACCUUCCAUUCUGAAGCUGAUGAUCGAGGGUCUGCAAGACUGCUUCCCAGCCAGGUUCAAAGGCGUCCAUUUUAUCGGACAAUCGUGGUACGUGGAGAUGGCGCUGGCAGUCAUCAAGCCUUUUUUGAACGAGAAGAUCAAAGAGAGGAUUUACGUGCACGGGAAUAAUUUGAGUACGUUACACGAACACGUGCACAAAGACGUUUUGCCUACUGAUAUGGGAGGCGAACAGCCCUCCUACAACCCAGAGACUUUUUUGGCUUCUUUGAGGGUGAAGGGUGAUGUGAAGAAGUGA